Messenger RNA from Effrenium voratum, 5268 nucleotides. NCBI's taxonomy places the organism in Eukaryota, Dinophyceae, Suessiales, Symbiodiniaceae. The record is from the annotation of a GenBank genome assembly.
GCCCAGGGUUUCAGUCUCCACCACUCUAAGCAAAAGACUUGCUUGAUGGUGGAAAGGAGCCACGAUGUCAGACUCUGGCCUUCAGGCCCUGAGCGGCUACGUCCAGCAAGUGCUCGGACUGGUCGUGGGCGAAACCGAAGCAGAUGCAGAGCCCGACUUUCGGGGCGUAGCGUGUCGUGGGUACACGGUGGUGCAUGGCAAGCGCAGCUGUACAGGGGGCCUGGAGCCGUACCAUGUAGACACGACCCGAAACCUUACCUGGAAGGAGCGCGAGUUCCUCUUUGCCCAUCGAGCCAGGGACGAUGUAGCAGAGGCAUCCCCUCUGGACAUUGGUAUUUCCCGCGCGGCCGGUCAGAAGUUCACCCAUGCUAGCAGCCUCGUGGUGGAAGACGCGAGCACAGACCCAGUGUGGCUUCAAAUGCCACAGAGGUCUGUGCAAGUGCCAGCCAUGAGGUGGGUGCACUCUGCGGCCGCGGCGGUUGCAGAGAGAAUUCAAUAUACUCCAGCGGAUGCUCCGGUCAUGACCGGGCGAUCACUGGUGGACUUUGAGCUCUAUAUCCCCAGAGGGCACAUCCGCUACAAGCAGCCCGGGUUGCCGGCCUCCACCUUGCACAGGCACUGCAGGAAUGAGAUUCUGCCGCCGCUGGCAGAUGUUUUGCGAAACGCUCCAUUGUACGUGGCAGCUGUGUCAGCUGGCCUGAUCUGCAGAGUGUCAGUAGUGGCACACCCAGAAGGCUUCGAAGUCAUCAUCACUGACUGCGAGAGCUUGACACGGGACGUUCUUGUGCCAUUCGCCCACGCGACGGCAAGCUCCUCGAGCAGCCGGUUCCAGAAGAGCCUGGACGACUUGCUCAAGGAUUCACUGGCAGAAGCCUUCAGCCACUGGAUUCAGGAAGCGGACGCCAAAGGUGCGUGCGGAUGGGAGCUCCUGUGGGUAACUCCAACUUCUGCCACUUACUUGCUGGCAUGCGUUGAGCCCUGCCUUAGAUGGCCCCCGCACCCAGACAGCAUCAUGCUGGCGGCAAAAGCGGAAAUUCGGCUCUCGCCUGCGGCAUUCUCCCCCGCGCUGAAGCAAGCCUUGCAGGAGGUCAAGGAGGAGAGCAAGCCAGCUCGUGUGACUACUGGCCUUUUUGAGCUUGCUGAUGUCGAAGGAGAUGACUCUCCAAUGCGCCGAUCACCCUCAAAGGUACUGGGUCGCAGUGCUUCAAAAGCAGGAGGUGCCCGGAGCGUGCAGCACUCCUCCACCACGGUGAGCUGGGCACAGAAUCCUGAAGAGGUGGAGUUCCCAGCUGUGGAUGUGGCCAAGCAUCAGCGGUACAUCGCCAAGGUCCAGGAUGCGUUGGCGGCGGAACUGGCCCUGGCAAUGGGCGUGCAGACAGAGGAUGUUAUCGUGUCGAGCAUUGAGCAGGAUGAGGAUGGGAACUGGAAGGCAGUGUUCUCCGCCAAUGCAACAAGGCAGGAAAUGGAGGCCGCCAUGAGUGGCAACAGAGAUGAGUCCUACCCGAUGAAGGGGCCGGAUCAGCGAGUCCGACGGCUGGCAGAAAGCAUGGAAUCCGGGCGGAUCUCCAAGGAUUCGAGGUUCCAGAUGCUAAAACACGUGGAUGGAAACUCUCAGCUGAACGAGAUAGAGCGACUGCAGAUCACGGAUGCACUGGCAUGGUGUCGUGGCCUUGGCGGCUUCACGGAGGAGGACACACGCAGGCUUGCAGGCAUAUUCCUCACCCCGGAGGUGCUCCACAGGAAAGCAUACAGCGGCAAGGGCUUGCAGGGGCAGGACCUCAAGAGGCUUCGAGAAGCUGGCUUUACCGACCACGACCUUCGCAGGCUUGGGCUGCUAGGCUAUGGCCUCUCCGAAGAUGAGGUGAGCAGGCUUGAGCAAGCGGGCUUCAAAGCAGAGGCGCUCCAGAGGCGCCUACUCUUAGGCGAUGUCUUCACCAAGGAAGAGCAAGCCAGGCUGAGGACGGAGGGCCUGCCCUUGGAGCGGGUCCGGAAGCUGCUGGCUGGCACUGGGAAAUUCUCCAAGAGUGAGAAGGAAAGGCUCGCAGACGUGGACCUCCCAGAGUCGGAGGUUCGCAGGCGCCUGAUCAUGGGAGAGGACUUCGACGAAGAUGAGCUGGCAAGGCUGGAUAGCGUGGACAUGCCCCUCUACGAGCUGCGCAGGCGCAUCCUCCAAGAUGAGCUCUUCUCCACGGAAGAGCGACUGAGGCUGGAAGUGGUUGGGCUGGAGGAGGCAGACAUCCAGCAGCGCCUUGCGGACCGCGAGAAGUUCUCGCACGAUGAGAUGUUCAGUUUGGAGAGCGCUGGUUUCGACGUGGAGGACCUUCACAGGCGAGUCCAUGGAGAGAGCUGCUUCUCCCAGACGGAGUUGCAGAGGUUGGAGCUCAUCGGCAUGUCGGAGGACCGGGUCGUCCAGCAGCUCCUCUCCGGUGAGGAAUUCUCCGCCGAGGAGCUGCACUGGCUCGAGACGGGCGGCUUUUCGCUCGCCAAACUCACCAGGCGAGUCUUCGGAACCAGCAACCCCACCAGAGAGGAUGGGGAGCUGUCCAGGUCCUUUUGGAUGGGGCCCAUUGAAGAAGAGGCCCCGCCGCUGGACAACACCAGCAUGGCGGUGGCAAUGCAGAGGCUAAUGACAAAUCAAGAACUGCUGUCCGAAGACGAGCACAAAAGGUUAGAAAUGGUUGGUCUGCCGCUGGAAAUCAUGCAGCAGCGCUUGGCGGCCGGUGAGGACUUCACAGCAGACGAGCUCCAAAGGCUGGACUCCGCCGGGUUGUCCCAAAGCCUUCGGCGGCUCUCCACGGGGCUCUCAGACGAGGAUAAGCAGAAGCUGGAGAGCUAUGGGCUGCCCAUGGAGGAGAUCGAGAGGCGGAUCCAGGAAGGAGGGGACUUCACUGCAGAGGAGGUGGACAGGCUUCAGACGCUUGGCUUUGACUCCGUGGAGGAUUUGCAGAGUUUUGUCAUCGCGGAUUCCGAGAAUAGAGCGGACGACUUCGAGGGGGAGGUGAUCUUCAAGACGAAGUCGAACAAGGUGAGGACUCCGAUGGCCGGGCCGCUGACCGGCGAGCUCGCAGUGUUGCUGACCGAGCGCUACAUCAGCGAGGAGAAGUCUGCCACGACUGCCAUGCAAGGCCUUUGUCUGGAGCACCUCAUCGGAGCUGCGCGUAUAGCGGCGGAUGACCCAACAGAGGUGACGCUGGCAGAGCUGGCGAAAGCCAUUGCAGCAGCCCUCCGCGCGGAGAUUGGCGGGCAAGAAAUCGAAGAGGCCAGCGAGCUCCUGCAAAUGCUUCGGGCCUACUACUUGCUGCAGCUGCUGGAGGCCGCCGUGGAGUCCGAGGACAUGUCUCAGCUGGCGGUGAUGCUGGAAGCGGUGGAUAGCAAGGUGAAGGCGCUGGGACUUCUCAAGAAGGACUCGUUCAGCGAGGAAGCCUCAGGCAUGCUUCUGAGCUUCUAUCCUCGGGAGCUAGAUGCCAGACCAGCAUUACAAGGCCUCAUACAGCGAGCGCAUGCAAAGCAGGACAAGGCGUUGGCAGAGGCAAAGCUGGAGGAAGCGAUGCAGCACGUCGCCCAGUGUCAAUUGACCAACAUCAUUCAGAUUCAGCAGUGCAGCGCGCUACUUCAAGAAGCCAUGCAACGAGGAGAAGAAGCCGGUGCUUCGCCCGUUCUGCUCUACACGGCGGAGGACCUCUUGAAGGAUCUAAAGGACCGCAAGGCUCGCUUCGACGAGUUCCACGCGGAAAGGAUAGCUGCGUGGCACCAUCUGCAACAAUCCACCCACACCCUAUACGCCAGUGUGUCGCAAAACUUGAAGGACAAGAAAGAGCUUCAGGCGGCCUUGGCCAAGAGGAGCCCAAAGGUGCCAAGUGGCUUCAAAGAGGAAUUGCCAGUUGUCACUUGCACGGUGAGCAAGAGCCUGUCAGCCACCCUAGACCACUUCCUGGAAAUUGGCUUGGCAGCCACCGAGGACGUGCAGGCGGAAACGGAGAACUUGAACGAGCUGCUCACUCACGUGGCUGGUCUCAACGCAUUCUUCCAAUUGCCCACACCCACGGAUGUCUUCCAACUUCACGACCGCAAGAAUGACUUGGCAGGCCUGCUUCCACGCUUUGCCGAGCUCAUUGGAUCAGCAAGCCCGCCUGUAGGUCCGAUUCCAGCCUUGCUCAAGGAUUGCUGCCGUGACGCUGAAAAGCUGCUUGAGUGCUGGGAGAAGAUUGUCUUGGAGGCCAUGCCGAAGGGCCUUCACCAGGCCAUCCUGUCGGGAUCCAGCGAGCUGGUGGAAUGCUGCCUUUUCGUGUGUGGUGACAAGUCCUCCGUCCUUGCGCAAGUACGGGAUGAGUACAAUGGCGGCGCCGUGCACGUGGCGGCUAAGCAUGGCCAUUGGCAAGUGAUUGAGGUCGUGAUCGCAAAUGGAGCUGAUGCGCAUUCUGCGAACAGCAUCCAGCAGUCAGCCCUUGAUGUUGCAAUUGAAGCCUUACACAAGUCAAACGCUGAAAUUGAUCCAGAUGUUGAGUUGACACGGCGGCUGCAAGAAACAAUCGACUUCCUGGAUCGAAAGCAUCAUGUCAUCAGCUACGAAUAUGUGAAGUACCAAAAGCGCAACGUCUGGUUCAAGCGCCCUGAGACGAUGCUGAAGUGGCUGAGGUUGAAGCAGCUGUUGGAGCAUCAUUUCGAGAACUUAAAGAAAGCCUUUCUCGAGAUUGAUACCAAUCACUCGGGCGGCAUUGUGAAGUACGAGUGGGAGGCCAUGUUUGGUUCCGAGGGUCAGGCGAAAGACGCUCUGGCCGCUGCAGACCUGGAGUCCCACGACGUCUUCGGCAUGCUGGAUGGCCUUGACAUAGAGGGCAAGGACUUGGAAAGCGCCUGCCGUUGGAAAUUGGCUAUCAAGCCAGUUUCACUGGGUUUGAUCAGGAUGUGGCAGAAAGGGAUUGCAGGUCAGAAUCACCAUCGGAGCCAUCCCAAAUCUGUCGUUACCGAGACGAUUGAAUAAGAUGCCAACUGUCCAAGAGUUGCAAGAAGACUGCAUCCACCGGCUCAACUUAGCACUGCUGCGCUUACUGUUGCUCGGAGCAACUUCACUGCCAUGAAUCAACGAAGAAUGCCGACAGGACAUGGUCAUCACAAAAUCUGCCUUUGAGCUUCUCGACCUCCUGGACUGGCACCUCACCUCCGCCAUUUGGCAGGACAUCAUCCUGAAGCCAUUGAUGGUGAAGAGGCGGCACGUGUACUGACGACCGCUGACGCCUUGAGGCGGGGUUGAUCCAAAUGAAUAGCCCA